CCUCGGCCUACUGAACCUGACUCUCACCUUGCCAAUUCAUGUCACAAGAGCUUGAGAGGUAUAUCAGUGAUAACUGUAUUCAGCUUUUUGGCCUCGCAGAUCGCAGCAUUGUUGACUAUGUGCUAGCAUCAGCUUCCUCGUCUAAAACACCUGACACUCUCUUCGCGGCACUUAAUGCUUCCGGUUUGCCAGAUACACCCGACGCACAUUCAUUUACGAACGAAGUAUAUCGCAGGGCACCCAGAAAGCACAAACAUAAACACUCUGCUGCAGAUAGCUCUCGUCGUCAAGCAGAGAAAGAAGUGAAGGCUCUGAAAACUCAACAAUUCUCACUGUUGCUCGAAGACGACGAAGCAGGCGCAAGCUCAAGUUCGGGGGUCCGCCUCGAGAAGAGGGACAAGAAAGACAGGAAAGAAAAGAAAGAGAAGAGACAUAGAGAGCUCAGGAAACGGGAGCGAGACGACAGGCAGUGGGAGAGCGAUGAGGAGGAGAAAACGGCGAAGAGACGUCGUAUGGAGGAAGAAGUUGACCAAUGCCGGGACGAAAACGAAGACGAAGACGAGCGGAUGGAGAUUCCCGAAGACGAAGAGACUCGAGUAGAGAGGGAACGUCAGGAAGAUAUCAGAGACCGUGACGCCUUUGCCGAACGCAUGCGCGAGCGAGACAAGGAACGGACUAAGAAAGUAGUGGAGGACCGUUCAUCGAAAAAUUCCGGGGCUGCAGCUGAAGCUGCGGAACGGAGACGGCUCGCCGACGAUGCAGAAGCUCGUGGUUUGGCUCUUCCUAGUCUUCGAUUACAUUCACGACAGGAAUACCUCACGAAGCGAGAAAUCCAGCAAAUAGAGCUUUUACGGAAGGAAAUUGCGGAUGACGAGGCGCUUUUUAGCGGAAUGAAGAUUUCUAAGCGUGAAAGGCACGAUCUUGAAAGGAAAAAGGAACUUCUCAAACUGGUCGAGGAACGACUGAAGAUCAACGACAAAUGGGACGGCUAUCAAUUACCAGAAGAUUAUCUCACUGAGCAGGGGAAGAUUGACAAGAAAAAGAAGCAUGACGCUCUGUAUCAACGGUAUGAAGAAGCGAAACCAAAGGACGAUCAAUUUGUUACCGAUGUGGACCAAUGGGAAGCCAGUCAAACUAAGCACAGUACCUUCAAGACCGGUGCCAUGGAUAAGAAAGAGAUCGUCGAGGAUUAUGAGUAUGUAUUUGACGAAAGUCAGACAAUCCAAUUUGUGAUGGAGUCGACCAUGAACCCGCAGUCGAAGAUGAGUGCCGCGGACAAGCUGUUACAAGCCCAGAUUGACGCCGCGGAAAAGCACGCUAAAACUAUUGAGGAGACCAAAAAGUCUCUCCCGAUUUAUGCCUGGAAAGAGCGACUGAUAGAAGCAGUUAAGGAACACCAGGUAUUGAUUGUGGUAGCUGAAACGGGUUCAGGCAAGACAACCCAAAUACCUCAGUAUCUACACGAAGCUGGCUAUACCACCGGCGGGAUGAAGAUCGGAUGCACUCAACCCCGUCGAGUGGCCGCUAUGUCCGUAGCUGCUCGUGUUGCGGAUGAGAUGGGGACGAAGGUUGGCUAUGAAGUCGGGUACUCGAUUCGUUUCGAGGAUUGCACUAGUGACAAGACUAUCAUUAAGUACAUGACAGACGGGAUGCUACUUCGGGAGUUCUUGACGGAACCAGACCUUGCAAGUUAUUCGGCGCUCAUCAUUGACGAAGCACACGAGAGAACUCUGAGUACGGACAUUCUCUUUGCUCUUGUGAAGGAUAUCACUCGUUUUCGACCAGACCUUCGACUGUUGAUUUCCAGUGCAACAUUGAAUGCAGAAAAGUUUAGUGAAUAUUUUGAUGAUGCACCGAAGUUUUAUGUCCCUGGUCGCACACACCCUGUCGAUAUUCACUACACACCUCAGCCAGAAGCCAACUACCUCCACGCCGCCAUCACGACCGUGUUCCAGAUCCACACAACACAACCGAAAGGAGAUAUCCUUGUUUUCCUUACCGGACAAGAGGAAAUCGAGGCAUGCCACGAAAACUUACAAGAAACUGCUCGAACCUUGGGCAAUAAGAUUGCAGAGCUCGUCAUAUGUCCCAUCUAUGCCAAUCUUCCCAGUGAAAUGCAAGCCAAAAUCUUUGAACCCACCCCAGAAGGUGCCAGGAAAGUGGUCCUGGCAACAAAUAUCGCCGAAACUUCGAUCACCAUCGAUGGUGUCGUCUUUGUGAUAGACCCUGGCUUCGUGAAGCAAAAUUCCUAUAACCCUAGAACAGGAAUGUCUUCUCUGGUUGUGGUCCCGUGUUCUCGAGCUUCCGCAAAUCAACGUGCAGGCCGUGCAGGUCGAGUUGGUCCAGGAAAGGCAUUCCGAUUGUAUACGAAAUGGGCUUUCAAGAACGAGCUUCAAGAAGACACCGUACCUGAGAUACAGCGGACGAACCUCGGAAUGGUUGUUCUGCUGCUUAAGUCUCUUGGUAUAAACGACCUCAUCGGCUUUGAAUUCUUGGACCCUCCACCCGGUGAAACUUUGAUGAGAGCCCUCGAACUAUUAUAUGCUCUCGGGGCUCUGAAUGAUCGUGGGGAGUUGACAAAGCUCGGUAGACGCAUGGCAGAGUUCCCAGUCGAUCCGAUGUUGUCCAAAGCCAUAAUUUCUAGCGAAAAGUAUGAGUGUACAGAUGAGGUGCUAACAAUAAUAUCAAUGCUAUCGGAAUCUGGCUCGUUAUUCUAUCGACCAAAGGACAAGAAGCUGCAUGCUGAUCAAGCGCGGCAGAACUUCGUUCGACCGGGUGGGGACCACUUUACGCUCCUAAAUGUCUGGGAGCAGUGGGCCGAUACCAAUUACUCGCAACAAUUUUGCUAUGAGCAAUUCUUACAGUUCAAAAGCCUCAGUAGGGCACGAGAUAUCCGCGACCAACUAGCGGGACUCUGUGAGCGAGUGGAGAUUGUGGUACAGUCGAAUCUGAACUCCAAUGAUAUCACAUCUAUACAGAAGGCGAUCACCUCCGGCUAUUUCUACAAUACGGGUCAGUUACAGAAGGGUGGGGAUUCAUACCGUACCCUUAAAACCAAUCACACUGUGUACAUUCACCCAUCGUCAAGUCUUUUCCAACACCAGCCUCCGAUCAAAACGGUUCUUUACUACGAACUGGUAAUGACAUCCAAAUCAUACAUGAGGCAAAUCAUGGAAAUAAAGCCCACUUGGCUCCUGGAAGUUGCUCCGCAUUACUUCAAACCAACGGAUGUUGAACAACUCGCCACAGGUGAUAAAAAGAUGCCCAAUACCAAGGCUUUGGGGGCUACGAAGUUGUAACAGUAAUGUUUCAUCGAAAACUUAUCGUAUGACUGUAAUGAUAGUGCAGCGUUUAAUUAUGUCGGUUGGACUUUUUGAGCGGACUUUAUAUACCUAGCUUAUAC
This is a messenger RNA of Marasmius oreades (fairy-ring Marasmius), 3403 nucleotides long. RefSeq lists its product as uncharacterized. Gene Ontology annotation, cellular component: intracellular anatomical structure; catalytic step 2 spliceosome. Bases 39 to 3299 code for a protein of 1086 amino acids. The transcript is spliced from 11 exons. Gene Ontology annotation, molecular function: RNA binding; ATP binding. The record is from RefSeq and is a predicted model, not a curated record. Lineage: Eukaryota; Fungi; Basidiomycota; Agaricomycetes; Agaricales; Marasmiaceae.